AACAUCUUUCCCGAAUUUUCAUGCUAUCUACUGGCCAACGUAAUGCAGCACAAGCCAAAUUCAGCGUGUUAAUUGGUCUGAACGCUAUGAUCAACAUGUUAUAGACAACCAGAGUAAUGCCUGACAAUGAUAGACUUCAUCGCUAGAAUUUAAACGCAGGAGUUAGUUUAAUUCAACUGGGAUACCGGUGUAACUGGGGAAAGAAAUAGCAACUGUAGACCUCCUCAAAGCAGGAGUCCUAACGGAGAAAGCUCGUAUAUAUCUGAGUGAAAAUUGCCAAGAUAUACGGCCGUGUUCAUUGACUAAAAGUUCGUAUAAACCACGGCUUGUUCUUGAAGAUGGAAAAAUAUGAAAAGUGCGACACGCCACCGAGCCCGCAAUACGACAUGUACACGGCAGAAUACAUCCGUACCAUCUUUUCCCUCUUCCAUCCCUCCCAAUCCUACCGAUAUUCCCCAAAUGACAUGAGCACUCGCUAUUUUCCUGGAUGGAAAAGUCAGGUGUUACACGCAGAACCGGAUUUUCAAGUACGCCAAAAUGCCGUUCGAAAUUACUUCAACCUCCGACAAGCCUAUGCUCAGAAUUCCUCGCUGCAUCCGUUCGAAACGUUGAGAAAUUUGCCCAGGCAUCGGCGCACAAUCAGAGGCUAUAAUCUUGCGCAUAAACGGCGUCUGCAGUCGAGAACACCCGACUACCAGGAACUCAAUCGAACUCGUCCCAGUGUCAUUAGACGCAGCAUUGAAAACGGAAACGGCAGGAAAUUUUCCGCCCCAAGAGAAGCCAUCUUGCAACCAAGUUAUGAAAGUGACCAGGAAAUGUACCCUGGACCCAUUAUACCAUUUACUCCUACUCGUCGACAUUCUGAAACACCCGUUAUCCACAAUGAUCCAGGGUUACCCCCAAAAGUUCCCCAGGUUAUCCAACGUGGUCCACGGUUGCCCCCAAAAGAUCAACAGAUUAUCCACAGAGAUCCGCUGUUGUCGAUAAAAGCUCAACAGAUUAUCCACAGAGGUCCACAGUCUGAACACAGCAUAUCCCAUGUAAUCCCGAACAAUCAUUCAGUGGACCACAACAGGACACAUUUUUUACCCAAGUAUCCAGAACCAGGACAUCCAACAUCAUCAAAUAAGGUGAUACAGAAUAUCGUUGUGCACGAGGAACCAGAUGCUCACUUCAUCAGAUCAAGGAAUACCAGAAUCUAUUAUGAAGAUCCGAAGAAAAGGGCAUCCGACUUUCCUGUUGACGAUGUAAUACCAAAUACAGCUAUCGACAAUGACGAGGACUUGACGCGGCCCAACACUGGACGAAAUGUCAAAACUGGACCGCGAAAUGUCAAAACUGGAGAUGCAAGCUCACCAUCCCUUACCAUGAAUUCCGAGGGUAUGCAAGAAGACACCAGCAUACCCAAACCCCCCACACAGUUGAAUGAAGAAAUUCCUGUCACAAACUCGAAUUCGACACGUUUUUUGGACGAGAAUACUGUGUCCGAGGCCACAAACACGGCAAAACCCGAUCAGAAACAUUCCGAAAACCUCCAAAACGGUAAAAAAGAUAAGAAAUACAAGUUCUGUUGUUUCUACUGUAAAAAGAAAUUUAGAUGGUUUUCGCAUUGGCAAGCUCACGAGCGCAUACACACUGGGGUUAGACCAUACAAAUGUACCCAGUGUGAACGCUGUUUCACACGUGGUGAUGGACUGCAGGCUCACAUGGUGAUUCACAGCACAAAGCAGGCUCAUAAAUGUAGCAGCUGUUCAAAGGUGUUUUCACGAAAGGCCAUGUUGGAUAGGCACAUUUUGGAACACACGGGAAUUAUUCCGUACAAGUGUGAAAUUUGCGACGUGGAAGUACUGGACCCAGAAACGAUCGAGGAACAUUUGAACAAGCACCCGGGUCAGAAGAAAUUCGCUUGUCAGUAUUGUAAGAGAUGUUUUCUCAAUGGACGAAGAUUGGUCAGGCAUAUCAGAGCUCAUACUGGUGAGAAACCGUUUCCAUGUGCUCAAUGCAAGAUGAGAUUCAGCAAGAAAAGUGCGCUGCUGAUUCACCACCGAGUCCACUCCGGAGUGAAACCAUUUCGCUGUCCGGAUUGCGGCAAGGCCUUCUCGAUAUCAGGAAAUUUACGACGCCAUUUACUCAUCCACACGGGAGAACGACCAUUUCCUUGCACAAAGUGUAAGAGAAAGUUUAAUAACAAGAGUCACCUUGCCAGGCACCUGUCAACCCAGCAUUAGAGCGAGCCCUUGGUCAAUCAAAACUGUACUGUUUUGGUAACCAGGGAAACGUCAUGUACGCACUGCUGAAAUGCAGGCUAAUUUCACACCACGACUAAACAGAUUAGAGCAAAUUGCCAAGAUACUAAGCAAUUAAACUGCACAUGUAAUAUCCAUUGUCCAACAGAAGAGAUCUAAACGCUAUUGCACACAGGGACACUUGUUUUAAACUAGUUGACACACAGAAUUAUAGACCUAGUACGAGGGGUUAGAAAUUAUGCAAACCAUAAAAUACAGUAUGUUAAAAGGCUCAGGGAGAUCAUUAUUUUUGGGAUUUACAACAAGCAUAAUUUGUCGCCUAUAAUGAAACACUCAUAGACAAAUAGUACAAUCGUAUUUAACAUUGCUGCUCACCUAGAGGGAAAAAUUUUUAAAGUGGGAUGAAAAUAAAAUUGACAUUGUAAAGUGAAUGGACAAGCUUUCUCAAAAUAAGAAACACAACUUCGGCUUUACCAUUGAAGACCUUUCUCCAAAAGUUGAUAAGCAUUUGGACCAAGGAUCUUCACUUUAAACUUUUAAAUUAUUUUUACAUUUAACUCAAGCAGUUAAUAGCAUUAAUCUAAAGUUCAUAUCUGUUUACAAUAUAUUGGCCAGGUUUACUGGUUAGUCAACUUGGUUAUGAAACACAGGCAUAGUGCUGUAAUGAUAUAUUGUAGUGUAUAAAUUAGGAGCAGCAGUGUACUCUUUGGAAGUUUCUUAGUUGUAAAUUUUGAAAUUAAAUAAACCUUUG
Molecule: messenger RNA, 2997 nt
Organism: Dendronephthya gigantea
Lineage: Eukaryota; Metazoa; Cnidaria; Anthozoa; Malacalcyonacea; Nephtheidae
Product: zinc finger protein 3-like
Exons: 5
Coding region: 339-2228 (629 amino acids)
Source: RefSeq, a predicted model, not a curated record